This is a messenger RNA of Dictyostelium purpureum, 1489 nucleotides long. RefSeq lists its product as uncharacterized. Gene Ontology annotation, cellular component: ribonucleoprotein complex. The record is from RefSeq and is a predicted model, not a curated record. The transcript has a single exon. Gene Ontology annotation, biological process: selenocysteine incorporation. Gene Ontology annotation, molecular function: mRNA 3'-UTR binding; selenocysteine insertion sequence binding; ribonucleoprotein complex binding. The annotation marks the transcript as partial. NCBI's taxonomy places the organism in Eukaryota, Evosea, Eumycetozoa, Dictyosteliales, Dictyosteliaceae.
AAAUAAAAAUGUGUCCUUUUCAAAAUUAAGAAAGAAGUUUGAUAAAAUUUCAUUUGAAGAUUAUGUAAAGGAUGACACUAACAAACAAUCUCAAUCACAUCAACAUACAAGAGAUAAAUUAGUAAAAAAACAACCAUUACAAUCACAAAAAAAGAAAUGUUUUUAUGUUAAAACUGAAAAAAAAAUUAAACCUACAAGGCUAAAAAGAGAUAUAGAGUUAUAUAAUAGUAUAAAAGAAAGUUAUUUUAAAAAAGAAAAUUCAACUCAAUUAGAAAAUGAAGAAAGUAAAGUAGAGACAGCAACCACACCACCAACUAAACUAUUGGAUGAUAAUAGUACCAUAGAUAACAAUAACAAUAGUGAUAAUAGUAAUGGCGACAAUAAUGGCGAUAACAAUAGCAAUAGCAAUAGCAAUAGCAAUACCAAUAAUGAUACCGAAAAUAAUAAUAAUAGUAGCGAUAUAAUUACAACAAAUACAACAAAUGUUAACAUUAAAGAAUAUAUAAAUCAAAUUUUACCAAAUAAAGAGAUUGAUAAUACUUGUAAAGAGUUGAUCAGGAUAUUAAAGGGAUUUCAAGAGAAAUCUUUCCAAAAUAAUAACCCAAAUAAAGUAAAAAAAAGAUUUGUUAGUGGUUUAAGAGAAGUUUUAAAAUUAUUGGAAGUAGAUAAAAUAUCAUGUGUUAUAAUAUCUUCAAAUAUAGAGGAGAAUGGAGCAUUAAAUAAAUUGGUAGAGGAUAUUAUUAGGUUAUGUAGGUCGAAAAAAGUACUAUAUACAUUUGCAUUAUCCAGUAGAAGUUUAGGUAAAUCAAUUGGUAAAACAAUUAAAAUCAGUGUCUUAGGGAUAUUAGAUUAUGAUGGAGCAAAUGAAAUUUAUCAAAAAUUAUUUAAUCAAACUAAACAAUCUAGAGAUGAAUUUUUUAAAUUGCAAAAUAUAAUUAAAAAUAAUAAUAGUAAUGAUAAUAAUAUAGAUAAUAAUGCUAUAAUAGGAUCACCCACAAUAAAUACCUCUGCAGCAAAUACUAGCGAAUUAAAUGAAACAGAUAAAAUCAAAAUUUUGUUAGACAGAAAUGAAAAUAUCGAAAAAUAUAAAGAAAUAGAGGCAUUGUAUAAAAAUGAAAAAAAGAAAAUAAAACAGCAGCAUAAAGAAAAACUUAAAGAAUUCGAAGUUAUUAGAAAACAAAAAAAUGAUGAAAGAGAACAAGAGGCAAAGAGAAUUCAAUUACAAAGACAAAAAGAAAAUCAAGAACAACAGAAACUAAAACAAAAAAUUGAAAAAGACAAAGAAAAAGAAAAAUUUAAUAAUACUGUAAAUAAAAAACAAACAAAUAAAUUAAUUCCUUCUGGUGACGUUUCAGAUCAACUAUUAUAUGACAAUAGGGAUGAAAUUAAAAACAAUAAAAAUAGCAAUAGCAAUAAUAAUAAUAAUAAUAAUAAUAAUAAAAAACAAAAUAGUAAUAAUCAAAAAAAUAAACCUAAAAAACAAAUUUAG